This is a messenger RNA of Fusarium pseudograminearum CS3096, 615 nucleotides long. RefSeq lists its product as uncharacterized. NCBI's taxonomy places the organism in Eukaryota, Fungi, Ascomycota, Sordariomycetes, Hypocreales, Nectriaceae. Bases 1 to 615 code for a protein of 204 amino acids. The record is from RefSeq and is a predicted model, not a curated record. The transcript has 4 exons.
AUGGCAGCCCCCUAUUAUACUAUGGGACGAUGUGGAAAGAGACACUUCCACAGCUUCUACGUGUGCAAGCGGCCUUCAAGCACUGCGAGCACUCAGCGAACCAUCUACUACCGCGAUCCUGGGGAUUCGGAUUCUGACAGUGAUAUGGAGGCACCCGACGACUUUGAACAUGCCAACCAGCCCGUGAAAAGGGUAUAUUGGGCAAGCUCGUUCACUUACAGCCCCCAGGAGAGAAUGUCAGGGUGGAACAGCCGAGUUUCUGGCCGUCUUAUUUCUCAUGUUGUGUCUCAACCCGGUUGUGCGGAGUUCGUUGUUGGAUUAAAUGCAAACAUACACGAUUCAAGCGGAUUGCGAGACAGUGAAUACGCUCUGAGAACUCACCACUUUAUCAACGUAUUCGAAAAGGUGGAAUCCACAUUACCAAAGCGAGUGGAUUGCAUUUUCAGAAACAUCACCGAGACGUAUACAGAGGCCAGUACCGGAGGUGGCAAGGGAAUGGGUUACGAUGCAGAGCGACCGCUCUCAGCAAGAAAUGUCUGUAUUGCCUAUCUAGAUGCUGGCGAGCAAUUCAUCGGUGGCAACUCCAUUGGCACAACCAACUCUUUGCUUGAGUGA